Mesorhabditis spiculigera is the source of this 2685-nucleotide messenger RNA. Lineage: Eukaryota; Metazoa; Nematoda; Chromadorea; Rhabditida; Rhabditidae. The record is from the annotation of a GenBank genome assembly.
AUGCGUGCUGUGGGGGAAAUUGGGAUGGAAUCUACGCGGAUAAAGAUCUGGCCACACGUGAUCAGCAUGCUCGACUGCCGUCCCGACGUGCUCAUCACGCAUGAGAACCAGCUACGUGCGAUGGAAAUGCGUCGCGAUCUCGGGUUACCAUGGCCCAAUCAAGCUGUGAUGUGGACCGCACCCUUAUUUUUACAUCUUGAUGAGCCGCUUGAGGAUAUAUUGCAACGUUGUGCGACGCUGCGGCCCGGCCGCCUCUACACCUACGCGGCUCCGCCAUGGCCGGAGCAGCUCGAUCCGGGAAAUGAAGCCGUGACGUGGCUGCGUGACAUCGGCUUGGAGGCCUGGGAUGAUAAUGAUGGCUGUCAGCAUCUUCGCGAAAGAUUCGAGCACUUCUUCGCCAAGCCGCAGAGCUGGCACGAACACAUCAGCGAAGCCGCUCGAAAAGAGAUGAGGAAGAAGAUUGUCGAGGCGUGUGCUGAUCUACGCGCCGCGAUGCCGCUCGACGAAUUCUGGGCCGCGCACUGCGAAAAACUGUGCUUCCGCGAGUCGGAAACUGUUGAGGAAUACUACGAGAGCGUCGCGUACAAGAUUUACCUCGAGCAGCGCCAGCAGGAGCGAGGUCGCUCCACGCUGCGCGCCCAGCUGACGGCCGUCCGAGAAAGUGGCGAGACAAUUCGCGAGGGUGUGCCGCAACCCAUCUUGCUCAGCAACGACAUCGAGGAGCUCCGGCGAUACGUCGAGGAGGGCAUUUCACUGGUCGACUGUGUCCCUUUGGUGGCGGAAGAGCGGAAACGUGUCAGAGGGACAAGGCGGGCCCUGCUCACCCUCAUACAUGAGAUCGAGUCGAAGUGUCGACGUCUCUACCACAUAAACCCAUUGGCAGGGCGAUCCGAGGCACUGGCGAGGACAGCCACGAAUCGCUCCACCAUCGAAUACGUUGAGUGGAAAAUGGGCGAAUUGACGUUCAGAAGCCCGCGCCCGGUGGUCCAUCACACAAUGGCAUUGUUCACCGCUGUCUUGUAUCGCUAUGUGACUGGGUGCUCCGACGAAGAAGCCAGCAAGUACGGCUUCGACGCCGCGUACAAUUUCUUCCAUAGUGCAGAUGCGGCGCAAGUGAGGGACUGUUUCAGCAUGCGGCUGGAGCAACUCGUUUGGAUGAAAAAGUGCCGUGAAGAGGAGCAACAGUUAGAGACGGAUUUUGAAUUGACGCUAGACACCCGGCCUCAUUGGGGUCCAGGAGCCACAAGGUUCAUUUACUUGAGCCCUGAAAUGAACAAGGCGUUGACCGGAUACGAGGAGGUGGCCCACCUCGUGUUCGAAGCUGGGCAGGUCCGUCCAUUCAACGAGAUUCCCCGACGACCGAAAAGUGCGCUCGAGCUCGGAAAAGCGCGAGCAAAGGGGCUAGUGCUGGAGAGCAUGCGGAUUCUUCGUGACAUCCAAGAAAAAUGGAAGAAGGAAUCGAAAAAUGGAGCUGGACAGCAGACGGCCGAAGGCGUCGUUCACGAACAGCUCCAUCACGCACCACGUAGACCCGACCAACAAAACGGCGAUCUUCCGAUGGCCGAUCAGAAGAGAGCGUCACAUGAGUCCGCUUCAGCGCCGCCAUCCGAUAGGGGAGAAGAAGAAGCCAUCCGAGGAGAAGCCGGGAGUUCGACGAGUCAUGCGAGCGUGUCAAGCCCAGAUCUCCAUGUACUGCCGAUGGCGACGGCAGCCAACACGAGUUCCCUCAGUGAGGUGCAGGGAGAGCCAGACCGACAUCCGCAAUUGGUGGCGCCCGUGGACCCGAGAUCUCGUCUUCGUUUUAUCGACUUGGAUAAUGAAUAUUAUAUCCGGAUUUUUUGCAAUCUCGAGCCAAGAGAAGUCGAAAGGUUUCGCCUCAUCAACCGCACAAUCUGCAACCUCAUUGAUGCCAGCCGUACAUCCCUCCCCCGGCUGCGCCUUCAUCAAGUGGAAGUUCGAGAAACGAGGAUAAAUCUCUGGCGAUUUGAAAGUGGCUAUCGAACUGUCGACGAAUCAAUAUUUGGAGACGUUUACGGGUUCCUAUUCCACGUCAGGAAUCGGAUGCAAAUCGGUCGCCUUGUCCUGGACGAUGCCGACAUAAAUCUACUCUCUACCCUCUAUUUCCGCGUUGAUCAUCUACUUCUGGUCAGCAACAUGAGACCAUUGAAUAACGGCGUCUUGGAUAGAGUUCUACAAGUGCAGCGCAUUAGCAGAUUAACUCUGAAUUUUCGGAGCCCGCAGCACAUCGUCCUCUCGGGGCACCAUCGAAUUCGUGCUCUAACGGGCCUAUGGUUAUACGGAUACGCCGCUGCAACAAUCAGAAUAACAGACCUGGAUCUUCUCGGAUCAGCAUACUCGAUCCUUUCUGUAGACGCGAAUCGACCGGAAAUUACUACUGCUGGGAUCCUUGCACUCAUAACUGCCUGGAGAAGGGGCGAACGCGUCCUGCAAUACGUUUCCGUCAACAUUCAAGGGGAAGAAACGGAGCUUUUACCGAGAAUUGUCGACCUACAGCCGGUGACGAUGAUGACUCCAGAUGGGAACGUAGUGGUCACCUCAAUCCGCCGGUCCCUAGACGGCCACUAUCUGGCGAUUGCCACACGUGGGGGGCGCCCAGGAAUUUACGAGAUCCGUCUGAUGUUACUAUGCAGCACUCACCAGCCAGGCGUCUUCCGCCCAGUAAUU